Sordaria macrospora k-hell is the source of this 1653-nucleotide messenger RNA. The record is from RefSeq and is a predicted model, not a curated record. Lineage: Eukaryota; Fungi; Ascomycota; Sordariomycetes; Sordariales; Sordariaceae.
AUGCCCUUCCUUUUCUCGUAUGUGUGCAACCUCCUGCAGGCGUUAGACGACAACCAGCGCACAAAAACUGGCCUGAAGCCUACUGCCAAUAUCAUCCAACAAUGGUUCACCAAGCAUCGCUCGCUUCUCAACCGCGGCGACCACAACGAUGCUGCACUCCUUUCCGCUCUAUUUCCCGAAAAGAGAACAGAUAGGGUCUUCAGGUAUGGCCUUAAAAGGUUGGAACGCACGAUCGGAAGGGGACUGGGACUGGGGAUGACCCGAAAGGAAGAACUUGGGAGACAUGAGGAUGCUCAAUGGGGCAUGGAUCUUGCUGAGUGUGUUGAGCGUAUUUUGAGGGACACGCCCAACGCUGAUCCCAUCAGCCCAGUUACUGUUGAGGAAAUUGACGACCUUCUUCACGACAUCGCUUCGCAUUGUCACUUUAGUUCCCCUGCGGUGCGCAGCUUCCCUCCCAGUUCAACACCGAAAAACAGAGAGGAGGUACUUGGAAAUAUUUAUACAAGAUUCUCCCCUCGAGAUGCCAAGUGGUUCACCCGGCUAUUCUUGAAAAACUACCAGCCCGUCAUUCUUGACCAGCAGCUAGUAUAUCGCCACUACCAUCCUCGGUUACCCUUGAUACUAAAAGUUCGGGAUGACUUUGUGGAUGCUGGUCGCAUAUUAGCGAGCCACAAACGCGAACGAACUGUUACCGAGAGGGAUGAGUUUGCCAAACACCUGCAACCAAAGUUGGGUGUCAAGGUCGGCCGCCAACAUUGGAUCAAGGGAAGAAGCCUCAAGCAAUGCUUACAGAUUGGUUAUGGUCGGAUGAGCUGCGAAGAGAAGUAUGAUGGUGAAUACUGUCAGAUACACAUCGACCUUACCAAGGGUUAUGACUGCAUCCAGAUAUUCUCCAAAAGCGGAAAAGACAGCACGAAAGACCGGAAAGCUCUGCAUGAACGAAACCCCUGGGAACAUCUGAUGAUCGUCUACUAUGACAUCCUCAUGGUCGAUGACGAGUCGCUCUUGGCUGUCAAACAUUCCGAGAGGCAUCAACGUCUGCGAGAGAUAGCGACAGAGGUCAAAGGACGCUCGAUGUUGGUCCAGCGGCAAACCAUUGAUUGCAGUCGACCAUCUGCAGAAACAGACCUACGGCGUGCGUUUGCAAAGUGCAUCACCAACCGUGGAGAAGGUCUGGUACUAAAACCUGACACCACCUACUUCAACUUUGGGCCGUCAUGGGGAAACUCUGGCAGCAUCGCCAUCAAGCUCAAAAAGGAGUACAUCAGAGAGUUUGGGGAUGUCGGCGACUUUGCUGUCGUUGGGGCUCGCUAUGAUCCCACAAAAGCCAAGUCCUACGGCUUCCCAAACAUCAAGUGGACGCACUUUUACAUUGCGUGUCUGGGCAACAAGGAAGAGGUUUUGCGCUUCGGAGAACAACCGGAGUUCGUUGUUACCAAUGUGGUCGAACUGAAUGAAACGCAAAUGCGUGCUUUCAUGACCACUAUCCAGCCGGUCGCCGUCAAUCCGAACGACAAUAAGGCAUUCUCGUCGAGGGUCGAGGAAGGGGUCGAUAGCCGAAAGACACCAACAACAAUCUUUUCCGAGCCCCCGACCCGGCAAUGUCGGGUUCUGGACUCCGAGAUUCCCGAUGGUAAACAAGAUACAUUGUGA